AUGUCAAAGUUCAUAGUGGUACACGAUUUACGUGUGGUGAAUGUCCUGCUACAUUCCGCCGUCGCGAUUAUCUUACAAGACACGAUCAAACAUGUUAUCAAUCGCGUUCAACCACAAGAACAACGUGAAUUUAAUGAAAUUGAAAUAGCUCCACAAAUUAUUGUACCAGACAUUCAAGACGGACCGUCUAACGACAGUUCAGAAGAAACAUGGUUUGACGAUGGUUAUAACGAAUUGAUUAAUCUUGUUGGGGAUGGUAUCGAGUCUGCUAAUUUAUGUGAGAAUACAGGUCUCUCAAACUAUGUUACGAACGAAAACACGACAUAUAAUAGACGGAAUAAAAGGGCACGGCUAGAUUUGGUUGGAAAAGCUGUUGAAUUUGUUAAUGUGGGAUCAUCUUUUAAUAACUAUAUAACAUGGUAUUAUAAGAAAAACACUAACAAUAUUAUCAAUCAUUCAGUAUUUCUCGAUUCAAUAAAAUCCGAAUUGUUAGAAUUAUUAAAAUCAUUAUCCCUGCCUAUCAAAUUCAAUCUUAAAUUGGAAGCUGUAUAUAAUAAACCUAAUAUUGAAAAUUCAUCCGUGAAUAGGGCUUUUAAGACCUCGGCGAGGGCGAUUUUUAAUAAUACUAAUGUGGAGGAAAGUGUCGAUGAUAUGUUUAUCACAAUUUUAACUGAGGAGGAAGCUUAUCAAGGGAAAGGCAGCGGGUUCACUCUGCAAUUGAUAGAUGGAUUAUUACUAGGCGUAUAUAAAUAUACUCUAUUAGGUGCGAGCUCUUUUAUUGACUUACCCAAAGAUAUUCAGAAUAAAAAAGCAGUUAUUAAUCCUCAAAAUUCAGAUAAUCAAUGCUUCAAGUGGGCUAUACUAGCUAAGCAUGUUACAGACGAAAAUAAACAACGAGUCGGUCAAAACUAUUUUAAUCACGAACAAAAAUACAUAUUCAUUGGAAUAUCAUAUCCCACUCCAAUAAACGAAAUUAAAAUAUUUGAAAAAAAUAAUAAUGUUUCAAUAAACAUAUACGGUCUUAAAAAAUCUAAAAAAGAUCAACAUUUGGUUUUUCCACUACGUGUUGUUGAACAAAAACUAAAUCAUUUCGAUUUAUUGUUAUUAAAAGAUGAAGAUAGGUCGCACUAUACUUAUAUUACAAACUUUUCCCGGCUUGCUCGUGCACAAAAAACUCUGCACAAGGAAAGUGUAAUAUUUUGUAAAAAGUGUUUUUCAUCUUUUGACAGCACAAAAAAUAAAUUUAAUGACCAUAUCCGAAUUUGUGGUGAUCAUAAACCCAUACUUCCAAUUAUGCCAGCAGAGGGGGCUUCACUAGAAUUUGAUGCGUGGAGUAAGACCCAACGUUUGCCAUUUGUAAUAUUUGCAGAUUUUGAAGCCCUCCUUUUAAAAAUUAAUAAAAAAUGUGGUAAGAAAACAACGGCGAUCCAUUCGCAUAAACCAAUGAGCUAUGGCUUUAUGGUUAAAGCUGCAGCAGAUGUUCCACUCGAAUUACUCGAAAAGUUUAUUAUUCCACAGACUCCAAUCAUUUAUCGAGGAUCUGAGAACUCAGAUAACGUUGCAAAACACUUUGUGCAAGCUAUUGUGGAGGUUGCACAAAGAUUAUAUAGAUUAUUGAAAACAACCAAUAUACCGAUAAACAUGAGUUAUGAUGAACGUCGAAAACAUAUAUCUACGACCAAGUGUGAUUUAUGUAAAAUCAACUUCACUUUUUCGAAUAACAAGGUUGCACAUCACGAUCAUUUAUCGGGAAAAUUUUUAAAAAGUUUAUACAACACAUGCAAUUUGAAAUUAAAGACCCAAAUAUUUGUUCCGUGUUUCUUACAUAAUUUAUCAAAAUACGAUGCUCAUUUUAUAGUAACAGAGCUAGGAUAUGACUCGCAUAAAAUAAAUGUCAUUCCUCAUAGUGAAGAAAAUCUCAUUUCUUUCUCGAAAUAUAUUAGUAACGAUUUUACAAUUAGAUUUAUAGACACUUAUAGAUUCUUGGCAUCCAAAUUGUCUACACUUGCGACAAAUCUCAAAACACCAGAUCAUUCAAAAUUCCGUGAAACCGCUAAAGUCUUUUGUCCAAUCGAUAUGCCUCUCGUGACUCGUAAAGGUGUUUACCCUUACGAGUAUACUAGCAGUUGGUCGAAACUUGACGAGACCACCUUACCACCAAAAACUGAAUUUUAUAGCUCAUUAACGGAGACUUCUAUCGAAGAGGAUGAAUACGAGCAUGCUAUCAAAGUCUGGAACCAUUUCAAUUGUCGCUCACUCGGAGAGUAUAGCGAUCUUUAUCUCAAGAUCGACAUACUUUUACUUGCAGAUGUCUUUGAAAAUUUUAGAGAUAUUUGUAUUUCUACAUACAAAUUAGAUCCAGCUCAUUAUUUUACAGCUCCAGGUUUCAGCUUUGAUUGCAUGCUAAAAUAUACAUCGAUAAAACUAGAUCUAUUAUCAGACUAUGAUAUGCUACUAUUGAUUGAAAAAGGCAUACGAGGUGGACUGACACAAGCUAGUAUGAGAUAUGGCAAGGCAAAUAAUCACCGAACACCUCAUCAUGACGAAUCUAAAUCUAACACAUGGAUAGUUUAUCAGGAUUGUGAGUAA
Molecule: messenger RNA, 2589 nt
Organism: Sipha flava (yellow sugarcane aphid)
Lineage: Eukaryota; Metazoa; Arthropoda; Insecta; Hemiptera; Aphididae
Source: RefSeq, a predicted model, not a curated record